Molecule: messenger RNA, 4816 nt
Organism: Aquila chrysaetos chrysaetos
Lineage: Eukaryota; Metazoa; Chordata; Aves; Accipitriformes; Accipitridae
Gene: ABCC4
Product: ATP binding cassette subfamily C member 4
Exons: 21
Coding region: 126-2678 (850 amino acids)
Biological process (GO): transmembrane transport
Cellular component (GO): plasma membrane
Molecular function (GO): ATP hydrolysis activity; ABC-type transporter activity; ATP binding
Source: RefSeq, a predicted model, not a curated record
CCCGGAAACAGCGCCGGCCGGCGGCAAAGCGGCGGCGGCUGCCGCGGAGGGAAGUCGCCUCAGGUCCUGCGCCCUCGCCGCCGCCCGGGCGGGUUGGCUUGGCUUGGCUUGGCGCGGAGGGCGGCAUGGAAGCGGUGCCCCGCGAGGAGAAGCCCAACCCGCUGCGGGAUGCCAACCUCUGCUCCCGGCUCUUCUUCUGGUGGUUGAAUCCUUUAUUUAUUAUUGGCCAUAAACGGAAGCUUGAAGAAGAUGAUAUGUAUAAAGUGCUGCCAGAAGAUUCCUCAGAGAAGCUUGGAGAGGAGUUGCAGUGGUACUGGGAUAAAGAGGUGCAAAAAGCAAAAAAGAGAGGAAAAACGCCACAUUUAACAAAAGCCAUUAUUCUUUGUUACUGGAAAUCCUAUUUAGUUUUUGGAAUUUUCACAAUGAUUGAGGAAACCCUCAAAAUAAUUCAGCCAAUAUUUUUGGGAAAAAUUAUUAAUUAUUUUGAAAACUAUGAUUCCUCAGAUGAGGUAGCUUUGAAUUUUGCAUAUUGCUACGCAGCUGCUCUGUCUGUGUGCACGCUUAUUCUAGCUAUAAUGCACCACUUAUACUUCUAUCAUGUACAGCGGGCUGGCAUGAAGCUGAGGGUAGCUAUGUGUCACAUGAUUUAUCGGAAGGCACUUCGUCUCAGUAACGUAGCUAUGGCAAAAACUACCACUGGUCAAAUAGUGAAUCUUCUGUCAAAUGAUGUGAACAAAUUUGAUCAGGUAACAAUUUUCUUGCACUUCUUGUGGGCUGGACCAAUUCAAGCUGUAGCAGUAACAGUACUUCUCUGGAUGGAGAUAGGCCCAUCAUGUCUUGCAGGAAUGGCAGUUCUGAUUAUUCUUCUUCCCGUCCAGACCUGCAUUGGGAGGCUUUUUUCUUCCCUAAGAAGCAAGACAGCUGCCUUAACAGAUGUCAGGAUUAGGACCAUGAAUGAAGUCAUAAGUGGUAUGAAGAUAAUAAAGAUGUAUGCUUGGGAAAAAUCAUUUGCGGAACUUGUGAAUGGUUUAAGAAGGAAGGAGAUUGCCAUGGUUAUGAAAAGCUCCUACCUUCGAGGACUGAACUUAGCCUCAUUUUUUGUGGCAAGCAAAAUAACAGUGUUCAUGACUUUCAUGGCAUAUGUACUGCUUGGCAAUGUUAUCUCUGCAAGUCGGGUGUUUGUUGCAGUGUCCCUGUAUGGUGCAGUAAGACUGACAGUAACUCUGUUCUUCCCUUCGGCUGUUGAGAGAGUAUCCGAGGCAGUGGUUAGCAUACGACGAAUCAAGAACUUUCUGAUACUUGAUGAGAUCUCACCCUUCAAGCCACAACUACAUGGUAAUAAUGAGAAUGUCGUUCUUCAUGUUCAGGAUUUGACUUGCUAUUGGGAUAAGAGUUCAGAAAGCCCAGCACUUCAACAACUUUCAUUUACUGUCAGACGAGGGGAAUUAUUGGCUGUGAUUGGUCCUGUAGGAGCUGGCAAAUCUUCGCUCUUAAGUGCUGUGCUUGGUGAGCUACCUAAAGACAAAGGUUUGAUAAAUGUUACUGGAAGAAUUGCCUAUGUUUCUCAGCAGCCUUGGGUGUUUUCUGGUACAGUAAGAAGUAAUAUACUGUUUGACAAGGAAUAUGAAAAAGAAAAAUACGAAAAAGUUUUAAAAGUCUGUGCUCUUAAAAAGGACUUGGAAUUAUUAGCAAAUGGUGACCUAACAGUAAUAGGAGAUCGUGGAGCUACGCUGAGUGGGGGACAGAAAGCCCGUGUAAAUCUGGCCAGAGCUGUGUAUCAAGAUGCAGACAUCUAUCUUUUGGACGAUCCACUGAGUGCAGUAGAUGCUGAAGUUGGAAGACAUUUGUUUGAAAAAUGUAUUUGUCAGGCCUUACAUCAGAAGAUCUCUGUUUUGGUUACUCACCAGUUGCAGUAUCUCCGUGCUGCAAAUCAGAUUCUAAUUUUAAAAGAUGGUAAAAUGGUGGGGAAAGGUACCUAUUCAGAGUUCCUGAGAUCUGGCAUCGACUUUGCUUCCCUUUUGAAAAAAGAUGAGGAGGUAGAACAGCCGUCAGUUCCAGGGACUCCCAACCUGAAGUCUGUCCGGAGCCGAACCUUCUCAGAGUCCUCUGUCUGGUCCCAGGAUUCUUCUGCCCACUCACAGAAAGAUGGAGCAGUGGAGCAACCACCUGCUGAAAACGCACUGGCUGCAGUGCCAGAGGAGAGUCGCUCUGAGGGAAAAAUAAACUUUAAGGUUUACAGAAAAUAUUUCACUGCAGGAGCAAACUACUUCGUGAUUUUAAUACUUCUAAUAUUCAAUAUUUUGGCACAGGUGGCAUACGUGCUCCAGGACUGGUGGCUUUCUUACUGGGCAAAUCAUCAAGAAAAGUUGAACGUCACAACAAAUGGAGAUAAUGGAGAAAAUGAGACUGAACAUCUAGACCUUAACUUUUAUUUGGGAAUUUACGCAGGUUUAACGGUGGCUACAAUACUGUUUGGCAUAGUAAGAAGUCUUUUGGUGUUUCAAGUUCUUGUUAAUUCUGGUCAGACGUUGCACAACAAAAUGUUUCAAUCCAUUUUGAAAGCUCCCGUCUUGUUUUUUGACAGAAAUCCUAUAGGAAGAAUCUUAAAUCGUUUCUCCAAAGAUAUUGGCCACCUGGAUGACUUGCUUCCAUUGACAUUUUUGGACUUCAUGCAGUGAAUUUGAGUAACAAUGUGAUGGCCCCUUCAUUUUGAUUUCUUACCCUAUGUUGGAUUGAGGGGGGAAAAAAAAAUCAUGAUCUGUUUUGUUUCUAGAGAACACUGUGAACAUGUGAACUAUCUGCAGCUGCCCUUGGAAAAGGGCAGUGAUUUAUUGAGGAAAACUGAAUUGCAAAACCUUUUUCCUCCCCAAAAUCAACAGCUUGACUGAGUUUAAAUAACUGACUUUUCAUAUCCUUUCAUCACACACAAAGACCUAAUCCUGAGACUACUUGAGCCACCAAUGUAGGCUGUGGCUGAGACCACCACUGAAUGUGCCAUUCCCUUCUCACCACACACAAAACACAUUGACUGCAGCUUUAUGAAGUGAAAAUGCUGAAGGAAAAUGUGAAGGAGGUGUCCACAGUCAUUUCUUUAAAAAAAAAAAAAAAAAAAAAAAAAAAAGAAAGAAAAGAAAAAAAGAAAGAAAGAAAAAAAAGCUGCUGCAUCUGGAUAUUAGGAACAAAAAGUGCCUCAGACUGGAAUAAUAGCUUGGGUCACUUGCUUUCGUAUGUGCACGAGAGUGGAACUGCCGUUCCUUGUUUCAGUACCACUGACCCCUGCAUUUUAGUGUGUGAAGAUGUCAGGGAAAGUGUGUAGAAGGAAUUCCAGGAUCUUUUAGUUUAACAAUGAUGUUGUUAUUUUGUGAUUUCUGUAAGAGGUGGGGUUCUGGGGGGGUUUGUUGUGUUGUGUUUUUCCAGUUUAGCCAGGUUUUGUAUGUAUGCAUGUGUGAGUUUUAAGAGGUAUUUUUAUUCAUUAAAGAAUAGUUCUUUCUGGGUGUUUGCAUGUGUGCAUAAAUAUGUUGUGAGAAAAUAACUAGUGGUGGGAUCUAUGUUAAAUGUCAGCAUAUUCUCUUUAGCCUGAUACGUAGAGCAGGCUUGUAUCUUGGGAGACACCUUUUGGUUUCCCUUCUGCUGAAUCCUGGUAGUUUUGCUUGAUGGGUAGAUCACAAGAUUCUGCAGCUGUGCUGAGGUUUAAAUGAAAAAUAAAUACAUUAAAAACAGUUGCCUGUUGGCACUUAACUACUGAAGUCUCACGGAACUUUUUUCUCUGUGGAACUGAUGUUCUAACUGUACAUUCCCAAGAUGCAUACUGCAGUGCAUCUUGCUAGUGCAUAAUGAAAGACCAAUUAAAACUUAAAGAAAAAUAGUAAAGGUAUAUAUUUUUUCAUUGGUUUCUUUUGAAGCUCUGAUUUCAGAAAAGGUUGAAAUGAUUGUUAUGAUAAAAAGCUAAUUUCUGAUAUAGUCAUUUGAUAUUUGUAUGUGCUUUCAGUUUUGCUAUUUUCUUUGAAAUAAAAAGGGGUUAUACACUGUGUUGUUAAAAACAAACAAACAAAAAGCUGUCCAUCCUGCCUGCCUGGUCAUCAUCAUCCCACACACACCCCCCACUCGCCCCAGCCCCCCAAAAAAGAGGGGUGGGAGGUUGAGGAGGAAGAGGAAGCUUGGGUUGCAUUUGUGUCUCCAAGACCAACGUGCAGGUGCUGUGAGUUUAGCACAGACACUUGUCUAAAUAAUGCAGUUCUUUAUUGACCUUUCAUUUCUCUGUCCUUGAAUGCCUUGAUUGUUAAAUCCCAGUAGCCAAUUAGUCUUGUUGAUGGUGACCAGCAGUGGAGAUAAUCUAUGCCAAAGCUAUUGCUGGUCUUUACUCUGUACGUGUCAUUGCGUUCCUUUGAAUGUAAGGAUGAGUGUCUUGCAUCAUACAGACUGCAUAUUUACUCAAAUUGAUGGUAUGCAUAUAGGAUAGAAUGUGUAAAGUCUGGUGUCACUGCUAAUAGGCAGAUUCCUGUUUAUACACGGACCUCAGUUUUCUAGGGAAGGCUAAAGGUCUGUUCUUACUAUAGCGGUCAUAUGUAAUCCAGCCCAAUCCUUUCCCUCACCCCAUUUUUUUUUUUCCUAUUUACAUUCGUAUGUAGAAUUUUUAUAAGAAUAGAUAUGCAAGUCAUUCUCCACGUAUUAGUGUCAAGGCAACAGAUAUUGCAGUAACAAAACUUAAUUUCUGUGGGAACAUCAUGUAACUUUUUUAUAUUUUAGUGUUUGUAUUUACUUAGUAUUAAUGAGAUUGAAGAUGUUAACCCCUUAUCUAACAUGGGAAAGAUGAUGA